Molecule: messenger RNA, 750 nt
Organism: Saccostrea echinata
Lineage: Eukaryota; Metazoa; Mollusca; Bivalvia; Ostreida; Ostreidae
Product: barH-like 1 homeobox protein
Exons: 3
Coding region: 1-750 (249 amino acids)
Biological process (GO): regulation of DNA-templated transcription
Molecular function (GO): DNA-binding transcription factor activity, RNA polymerase II-specific; DNA binding
Source: RefSeq, a predicted model, not a curated record
AUGGAAUUCAUUAAAACCUAUCAAAUUUGUCCAAAUCAACGAAUAAGACCAAUGCUUUCCAUCGUCCAUUCGGCACAAGGAGCAAUUUGGAACAGAAACAUUGAAGAAUUCACUGGAACUUGCAAAUCUCCAUCUCCGAGUGAGAGCAUUAAAAGUCCAUGCUUUUCACCGAGAGACAAUGGUUGCAAACCCUCCACGAAGAAGACUUCUUUUAUGAUAAGUGAUAUUUUAUCGACGAGGGAAAGAGAUGACGACAAUGACGUCGACAAUUUAUCUGAGACUGCCUCAAACGGAGAAACGGAUGAGGAUCUACACUCCCCAGUAUCAGAAACCUGCUGUUCACCAGACUCUUCUCGAAGAUAUCCGGGCCUGGACACGGUGUCUAAAAUAAAGAAACCACGGAAAGCUAGAACUGCCUUCACCGAUCACCAGCUCAACAGCUUAGAGAAGCAAUUUGCUAGACAGAAGUAUCUCAGUGUUCAGGACAGAAUGGAACUUGCUACAAAAUUAGGACUCUCUGACACGCAAGUCAAGACAUGGUACCAAAAUAGAAGAACAAAAUGGAAGAGACAGACCUCAGUAAGUUUAGAACUAUUGGCUGAAGCAAACCUGGCAAACGCCCACAGAAUGAUGGGACCAUAUUUUGGUGUAUAUUCAGAGCAUGCAUCCUCUUAUGCAGACUUGUUUCAUAAACAAUCACCCGCUCUUAUUGUACCAAGACCACUUCUUCCACAAAUGUAUAGCUAUUAG